Molecule: messenger RNA, 2148 nt
Organism: Colletotrichum phormii
Lineage: Eukaryota; Fungi; Ascomycota; Sordariomycetes; Glomerellales; Glomerellaceae
Exons: 2
Coding region: 1-2148 (715 amino acids)
Source: RefSeq, a predicted model, not a curated record
AUGCCUCCUCUUCCCGGGUUCUCGGACAACCCCUUCCGCACCCGGGCCGACCUCGUCCGCGCGGCGAUAGCCCUGAUACGGCCCCUGGAGCAGUACAAGUCUCCCUGCGAGGCGCGGAUCAAACUUGCGACCAAUACGGCAGCGGGCUUUGACGAGGUCGCGGCGCAGUUGGAAGGGUUCGCGAGGCCGCUGUGGGUUGUCGCGGAUCUCUUGAAUGACGUUGGAAGCGGCGGCAGGGGUGACGUCUUCGCGGACUUGAAUCUGGAGUCUUGGGCUUGGGGGAUCGUGGCGGGAACGUUUCCGAACUCUGAAGAGUAUUGGGGCGAUGUGGGUGAUAUCGAUCAGCGGAUGGUGGAGAUGGAGUCUAUUGCGUUUGCGAUGCUCGUUGCGCCUGGGCCGUUUCUUUCGGCUUGUGAUGAUGAGGAGAAGAAGGAGAGGCUCGGGACGUGGCUGGGGCAGAUUAAUGGGAAGAGGAUGCCGCAGAAUAACUGGCUUUGGUUCAGGGUGUUUGUCAAUCUGGCAUUGGUGAGGGCGCUCGGGGUGCCAUUUGAGGAGGCGAGACCGAUGAUGGACGCGGACUUGAAGGUUCUGGAUACGUUCUAUAUGGGAGAGGGGUGGUCUAGUGACGGGGUCUGGGGAAAGGAAAGGAAGCAGGCUGACUAUUACUCGGGGAGCUUCGCGAUCCAGUUUGCGCAGUUGUUGUAUGUGAGGUUCGCUGUUGGGGACGAGGAGAGGGUUGAGAGGUACAAGGUGCAGGCGAGGGAGUUUGCAUCGAGUUUUUGGAGGUAUUUUGACACAAAUGGGGCUGCGAUACCGUUUGGCCGGAGUCUAACGUACCGUUUCGCGUUCGCUGCAUUCUGGUCAGCUGCAGCAACCGCUGGUGUGGAACUCGCACCGCCGCUCGACGAUCCUGGAGUAGUCAAGGGAUUGUUGCUACGACAUCUCCGGUGGUGGGCCGGACAUACGGACAUGUUCAACACGGACGGGACGUUGAGCAUCGGGUUCACGUAUCCCAACAUGUACAUGAGCGAGGACUACAACUCGCCGCAGUCGGUAUACUGGUGUCUCAAGAGCUUCGUCAUCUUGGGCCUGCCCGAAGACCGCGCCUUUUGGAGGUGCGAGGAGAAGCCUCAUCCACUCCAGGAUGUCAAGCCUCUGGCCCUAUCAUCAGACAGUACGGCGGUGACGAGGAAGCAGUCGAGCCCGGAGCUGGUGAAGGUCGUCUGGCCAGCGCGGCAUAUCCUCUGCAACGGGCCAGAACAUCAUUUCUUGCUUUCUUCAGGCCAGAUGACGAAGAAGAGCUUCAAGGGACGGGAGGCAAAGUACGGCAAGUUCGCCUACUCGUCGGCCUUUGGGUUCAGCGUCCCCACGGGAGCGCUGCUUUCGCAGCUGGCGCCUGAUAAUACGCUGGCUGCUAGUAUCGACGAAGGUGGGAGUUGGUGCGUGAGGUGGGAGCCGACGGAUGUGAGAAUCGAGUUUGUGUCGGUGUCGUUGUCUAGCGCGUUCUACGAAGUGCCGUCUCUAGUCAGUGUCUGGAAACCGUGGAAGUGGCUUGAUUUGGAGGUCGAAACGACACUGGUUCCUGUCAUGGAGGUCUUUCCCGGGUGGCAUGUGCGAGUUCACAGGGUUCGAUGGAACGCCAGAGGGGAGAUUCCGUCGUGGGUCGGGAGUGUACAGCUCGUCGAUGGAGGGUUCGCUAUCGAUUCGCAUACGGCAAAGGGGACUUUUCUUCCCAAGCGAGGUGCCCGAGAAGUGGAUGGGCAGUGUUAUACUGAGGACAUUGAUAGGGGUCUUGUCCUCUCCUCAGCCGGGGCUAGCGGUAUCUCUGAUAUCAUUGUUGAUGGGGAUGGGUUGCGGGGAGAUGUCGAUAGAGGGGCGUGGGUGUUGAGACCGGAUCCCAACACCAAUCAGAUCGUCCAGAGAUCGUUCAUUCCUGUUGUCAAUCAUCAGUUCAGUCUUCGACAGGGUGAAGAGGCAGGGAAUGAGGCAGUCGUAGACUCGCUCUGGAUGACUUCUGGUGUGUUUGCUGUCAGUGCCACAUCCGGGCUAGGCGUGAGCGAGAUUAGAGCCAUGUGGGAAAUAAGACCCCAGGUGUUGAUCAACCAGGGAGGAGACGGUAGAUGGAUUAUCCGGAUUUCUGGAAAUUGA